Molecule: messenger RNA, 3381 nt
Organism: Hypomesus transpacificus
Lineage: Eukaryota; Metazoa; Chordata; Actinopteri; Osmeriformes; Osmeridae
Product: NADPH--cytochrome P450 reductase-like
Exons: 15
Coding region: 926-2830 (634 amino acids)
Biological process (GO): response to hormone
Cellular component (GO): cytosol
Molecular function (GO): flavin adenine dinucleotide binding; NADPH-hemoprotein reductase activity; FMN binding
Source: RefSeq, a predicted model, not a curated record
CUUUAAAGUGCUUCUCAGCUCUUGAAUAGCGUUUUCAAAGCAUUUACAAUGUUUGGCAUGUAACUUGGGGGCCAAAGUCCAGCCUUUCUUUCCGUUCGAGCCUUCACUCUGUGGCGAACCAUCUCUAAUUAGCUUUUGAAGAGGCGUGAAUGGAGCGGGCCAUGUCACUAACGGCGACCUUAAUGACAGAUUAGGUAACCAUAGUGACACGCUCUCUCGGCUUGGGGCUUUUUGAGACAUGCCUCAUGCAAGCUCGCAUCCUCGUCGCGCUGUAAGAAAGGGGGACACAACAACAACAGGACAUAUUUACGGCGUUAAUGGUUGCCAGGGUGACUUAGGUCUUGUAAUCCCUACUGAUUGCAGAGGAAAAGAGGAGGAGAUAUAGAUGCUGGUUGUGUGAGCCCAGUUGAGUGUGUCUGUCUGUGCAGGGGGGCAUGACAGGGCUGUUUCAUGUACAUGUCAGCUGGAGACUUGCUAGUGUGAGAUUUGAGGGAGAUGUCUGUCCAGCCAUCAUUCACGUUCAGGGUGCCAGGGAGCCAGAUGUCAGCUGCGUGACAGUGGGUGAGGCGAGGGGCUGCAGCAACGCCGCGUCCACAUCGAGGAGAACGAGAGACUGGAGUCUCCCGUCAAGCUAGCAAGAGGCUGCAGAACAGAGUAGCCAUGGCUGCCUGCGUGUUCUGAUUCCACCGUGAAGAGAAGAAGAAAGCACUUCAGUAGCGUGUGUGUGCGCAAGAUACAGGGAUGUUAGUUCGUGAGGGGAUGAAAUUCAGCGGAAGCACUGGCAAAACUGACUUUGAGAGGCCAAGGCACAGUUAACUCCUAGCCCCCCCACCCAACACAGGGGCUUCGCAGGGCACGUUAUCGGACUGCUUCUCACUGUGGAUCAAACAAGUGUUUGUCACACUGGAGAACACUGCCUCCAGUCAUGGGAUGUGUGUUCUCACUGCCCAAAGAGAGACAGGCAGCGGCAGCCAGAGUCACACCACAGCGAGAAACCAGCUUCAUUGAAAAGAUGAAAAAAACGAACAGAAACAUAGUGGUGUUCUACGGCUCUCAGACGGGCACAGCUGAGGAGUUCUGCGGCAGACUGGCCAAAGACGCCCAGCGCUACGGCAUGAGGGGCAUGUCUGCCGACCCUGAAGAAUACAACAUGUCGGAGCUGCCCCGUCUGGCGGAGAUGGAAAACUCGCUGGCGGUGUUUUGCAUGGCCACCUACGGGGAAGGAGACCCCACAGACAACGCUCAGGAUUUCUAUGACUGGAUGCAGGAGACCGACGAGGACCUGAGUGGCAUCAGCUUUGCGGUGUUUGGCUUGGGGAAUAAAACAUAUGAGCACUUCAAUGCCAUGGGGAAAUAUACAGACAAGAGACUGGCAGAGUUGGGGGGCAAUAGAAUAUUCGAUCUAGGUAUCGGGGACGAUGAUGCCAAUCUUGAGGAGGACUUUGUGUCGUGGAAGGAGGGAUUCUGGCCUGCAGUGUGUGAGCACUUUGGAGUGGAGCCUACAGGGGAUGACACCAGUAUUCGUCAGUACGAGCUGGUGGUGCCGACCGACAUCAACAUGAAUAAGGUGUACACCGGAGAGAUGGGUCGCCUCAAGAGCUUUGAGACUCAGAAACCGCCUUUUGAUGCCAAGAACCCCUACUUAGCAACAGUGGUCGUCAACCGCAAGCUCAACACUGUAGGAGAGCGCCAUCUCAUGCACUUGGAACUGGACAUCUCAGGCUCCAAAAUCAGAUAUGAUUCAGGAGACCAUGUGGCUGUUUACCCCGUCAAUGACACAUCCAUGGUGAACAGGAUAGGCCAGAUCCUGGACGUUGACCUGGAUACGGUUAUCUCUCUUAAUAACCUAGACGAGGAGUCCAAUAAAAAGCACCCAUUCCCCUGCCCCACCUCCUACCGCACGGCCCUGACCCACUACCUUGACAUCACCAACCCCCCCCGCACCAACGUGCUAUUUGAGCUGGCCCAGUACGCCUCCGACCCCAAAGAGCAGGAGACCCUGCGCAAGAUGGCUUCCGCCUCGCCAGAGGGCAAGAGCGUAUACCAGAGUUGGGUGCUGGAUGCCCAGAGGGAUAUCCUGACGGUGCUGGAGGACAUGCCCUCUCUCCGCCCGGCCAUAGAUCACCUGUGUGAGCUGCUACCUCGCCUUCAGGCUCGCUACUACUCCAUCGCGUCCUCCGGCAAGGUGUACCCCACAACGAUUAGCAUCUGCGCCGUGGUGGUGGAGUUUUGCACCAGCACUGGACGCACAUUCAAGGGCGUGGCCACCCACUGGCUGAAAAACAAGACUGUGGUGGACAACAGCCACAAAGCUACGGUCCCUUUGUAUGUGAGGAAGUCCCAGUUUCGGCUCCCCUUUAAGGCCAGCAACCCUGUGGUGAUGAUCGGACCGGGCACAGGGAUCGCACCCUUCAUGGGCUUUCUGCAGGAGCGUGCCUGGCUCAAGGAGCAAGGGAAGGAGGUGGGCGAGACAAUUCUUUACUUUGGCUGCCGCCAUAGAAACAACGACUUCCUUUAUCAGCAGCAGCUGGAAGAGUUUGAAAAGGCAGGUGUGCUGACUCAACUAAACGUGGCCUUCUCACGAGACCAGGAGCAAAAGGUUUACGUGCAGCACCUCCUGAAGCAGAAAAAAGAACACAUGUGGAAGCUCAUCAACACGGACAACGCUCAUGUCUACAUAUGCGGGGAUGCGAAGAACAUGGCGCGAGAUGUCCAAAACGCAUUCCACGAAAUAGUGCAGGAGGAAGGAGGCCUGACGCAUACCCAGGCAGUGGCCUACAUCAAGAAGUUAAUGACAAAGGGUCGCUACUCUCAGGAUGUAUGGAGCUAAACACCAACCUGCAAAUUACACUAACUACACCUCCAAAUCCACUUCACUGACCUAUGCCAGAUAGUGAAGGAUUAACUGGAUAACAAUUAAGGCCUUAGGACUGGGAGUUUACAGAUACUUUCACAUAGGUACUACAUAAAAGAUAUCUCUGAAUCCUUCUAUGGUGAAAUUGGAACCAGAAGGUUUCAUAAUUGGAUAUGAUGAUAUCAGGAAGCUUGGGUUCAUUUUGGAUAACCUGAAAUUUGACUUUGAUAACAAAAACAAAAAAGUAAUGUUGGGAAAGCAGGUUAAAACAGGUUACUGCUGUGUUGCCAGUUACACUAUUAUGAACAGUUACCCUGUAUCAAAAGCAGUUGCUGUAUUGUCUCCUAAUAGGACAUACAAUUAUCCUCAGUUUGGAGUAAUCCUGAAAAGUUCUGCAGGCUGUAUUGGUUUGGACAUUGAAUAUAGCCUUUAGACAUGCUAAUCAUGUUGUGAAAAUACUCCUCCCCACUGCCGAUUUUGUUUGAUAUAGCAAUUUUAUAGUUAUAGUAUAAUUUGAUAGUAAAAUA